This is a messenger RNA of Gadus morhua (Atlantic cod), 1914 nucleotides long. It is a transcript of the gene hoxa5a, whose product is annotated as homeobox A5a. Bases 202 to 1053 code for a protein of 283 amino acids. NCBI's taxonomy places the organism in Eukaryota, Metazoa, Chordata, Actinopteri, Gadiformes, Gadidae. Gene Ontology annotation, biological process: regulation of transcription by RNA polymerase II; anterior/posterior pattern specification. The record is from RefSeq and is a predicted model, not a curated record. Gene Ontology annotation, molecular function: DNA-binding transcription factor activity, RNA polymerase II-specific; RNA polymerase II cis-regulatory region sequence-specific DNA binding. The transcript has 2 exons. Gene Ontology annotation, cellular component: nucleus.
CCGUACCCCAUAUUUGGGUGUCUACGUAAGAGAGAAUCAAGUACAUGUCCUACUCAUUUCCAUAAUUCAUCAUAAAUUGUGCAGGGGUGCUUUAGAACGCGCUAAACCAUCAAGAGCCACAAAUCAAGUACGUACGUUUAUUGUAUUUCUAAAAUAUAAAAGAAACUAUACUUAAAACGAACAACCGUGGAUUGUCAACAAAUGAGCUCCUAUUUUGUGAACUCAUUCUGCGGACGUUACCCCAACGGCGCGGACUUUCAGUUACAUAAUUAUGGAGAUCAUAGUUCGACAAACGAGCAAUACAGGGACUCAACAGCCACCAUGCAUUCCAGUAGGUAUGGCUAUGGCUACAACGGGAUGGACCUGACCGUCGGGCGGGCAGGACACUUUUUGGGCAACGAGCGAUCGCAAGGCUACUCCCCGAACCAUUCGGCGGCCACCACGUCCUCUGUCGAGCAAGUCAGGUACACUCAAACCGCCAACAGCACUGGGACCUCUUCGCUGUCCCCUCCACCUGACCCUCUUCCGUGCUCUUCGAUCGCGAGCUUGUCCCCGGUCACCGAGCCUCAGCAGCAGCAGGUUCAGCACCGAGCCAUCAAAAACUCCAUCGCCAGCGCGUGUCCAACGCCGUGUUCCAACUCGAAUGGCGGCGCGAUGCUGAACCGGGCUGACUGUGCAGCCAAAGCCAUGCCCCUGGAGGAGGACAAGCCCGCGGGAAGCGCACAGACAACUUCCCAAAAUGCCACCGACUCAACCCAACCUCAGAUCUAUCCGUGGAUGAGGAAACUACAUAUAAGUCAUGAUAUGUCUGGUCCAGAAGGGAAGAGGGCGAGAACUGCGUACACCCGGUACCAGACCCUGGAGUUGGAGAAAGAGUUUCACUUCAACCGGUACCUGACGCGCAGACGGAGGAUCGAGAUCGCCCAUGCCCUCUGCCUCUCUGAGCGGCAGAUCAAGAUCUGGUUCCAGAACCGGCGGAUGAAGUGGAAGAAAGACAACAAGCUCAAGAGCAUGAGCAUGGCAGCAGCUGGUGGCGGAGGCUACCGGCCUUGAUAUUGUGUCAAAGGAUAGCACCCACAAAGAGAAGGUUCUGGAAAGUUCUGUUCUUGUAUCAUUCCCCCCAUGCAAAUUGUGCGAGAGACUUCUUGGACUUCUUGGUUGGGGCCGUGGGGCCCCUCGCAUGCCAUGACGGGCCCUCUAUUACUUCCGAUACAAUUAUUAUACGUUUUUCCUAUUUUGGACCGUGUUUAUGAUUGUGUAAGUAAUAAUGAUGUACAGUUCUGUUUAGAGUUAGAGGAAAGCGCAAAAAUAAAAUACACGUGUAACUUAUUCCUUCUUGAGAAAGAAUUCAAUACAGUCAUUUAAAAAAUGUUGUGUCGCAAAAAAGCCAGUACAAUUAUGUGUAAUGUCGCCUAUACCAGAACAAAAACAGCCGAAUAAAAUAAAUACAUUGGUAUGAACUCUAGCUGCCAUUAUGUUUAGCCUUUUGUUUUAUAUGUAUGUAAGUAUGUAUGUAUGUAUUUAUUUAAUUGAUGUAUUGUACCGAACAGUUAACUUGCUUCUAGACCAACAACGUAAACCUUGUGUGGUUAUUCUGUGCGUUGUGAGCCGUGUGGGCAGACGUCCCAAUCAAAUGUUGUAUGUAGCUCUGCCUUGUAUUCUCCUUUCUGCACGGGCUGCUACUUUGUUUUGCAUUAUUCGCCUCUCGCAGCAUCUUAGUAUAAUGUGCUUGUCUUUGUUUUAUAUAUAUUUUAUAUGUUGACGGUCCCGCGGAGAUCCCCGAAUUGCAUUAAGUGUAUAGUGCCAUCGUGAUAAACCUUUUUGUAAAUGUUUUUAAAUGACUGGAAGUCGAGAAAAUACUAUAACGAUGAUGAUGGGGAUUAUAAUAAACUUUCUACUGGAACGGAAACACCA